Molecule: messenger RNA, 2042 nt
Organism: Gadus morhua (Atlantic cod)
Lineage: Eukaryota; Metazoa; Chordata; Actinopteri; Gadiformes; Gadidae
Gene: casp2
Product: caspase 2, apoptosis-related cysteine peptidase
Exons: 13
Coding region: 158-1537 (459 amino acids)
Biological process (GO): proteolysis; regulation of apoptotic process
Molecular function (GO): cysteine-type endopeptidase activity
Source: RefSeq, a predicted model, not a curated record
CUCCUUGGGAAGUCAGUCAAAGAACCCGCUCUUGUCAUUGGUUAAUAAAAAAAAUAGUGAGUUUUGACUCCGCCCCCACUUCGCUGUUUGCGACCCGCGCCGCGGAAGUUGGAAUACAGGCGACCCAAUUUCAGUCUGUGUACACCCACAGCCGACCAUGCUGCAGUGCGGGAUGUCAGAACGGGACAAGCGGACUCUCCGUAAGCUGUCUGCGGUUCUCUGCAAGCAAAUGGUGGUAGACGCGCAACUUGUCCAGUCUCUACAGGCGGACGAAAUCCUUAACGAUGAAAUGGCGGAGAGCAUUCUGAACGAGAAAACCUCUGGAAAGCAAAACUGGCGGUUGCUUUUCCUUCUACCCAAGCGGGGCCCCAGUGCGUUCAGCAGCUUCUGCUCAGCACUGCGAGACACUGAGCAGCACCACUUGUGUGACCUGAUAGAGAAGCACAGCACAAGCAAUUCGAAACUUCAGCCAGAACGAGAUACACAAGUGUUGAAGACUUACCCAGAGGAAAUAAGUGAGUUGCAGAGGUUUGUCGAGGCCCCUCUUGCACAUCCUACACAAGAGGCCAUAGCAGCUAAGAGACAACGGACACACGAUUCCAUGGAAACAAGUCUGGAUACCGACUGCCCUAUUACAACCCCAGUGCUUCCGUGCACCCAAGACUUCUACCUGACUCGCUGCAAACAGUCUUACAGGAUGUGUUCGUCACCGAGAGGCUGUGCCUUAGUGAUCAGUAACGUGACCUUCGACCCCUCCACCGCCCCUGACCUCGACCACAGGAAGGGCGGUGAGGUGGACGAGGAGGUUCUCCGGAAGGUCUUCACAGAGCUAGACUUUGUAGUCUCCGUGCACCGGAACCUCACCGCUCAGGCUAUGCGGGAGUGCAUUGAGCAGUUCUGCCAGCUUCCAGAGCACAGGACGGCAGACGGCUCUGUGGUGUGUCUGCUGUCCCACGGCGUGGACGGAGCUGUGUACAGCACAGACGGAGAGCUACUCCAGCUGGACUGGGUGUUUGAGGCGUUCGACAACUCCCACUGCCCACUCCUGCAGAACAAGCCCAAGAUGUUCUUCGUCCAGGCCUGCAGAGGGGAGGAGAUGGACUGUGGGGUGGUGCAGACAGACGGGCCGGAGAGGACGGGCUCCCCCAGCUGUGAGCAGCGGGACGCAGGGCGGGAGGGAGAGGGAGACCCUGGCUCCAGACGGCCCGUGUCGCUGGGCAGGCCCAGGAUCAAGCUGCCCCAGCGCUCGGACAUGAUCUGUGGCUUUGCUUCGCUGAAAGGUCAGAGACUAAGCACUGCAGCCAUGAGGAACACCAAGAGAGGGUCCUGGUUCGUCCAGGAGCUCAACGAGGCCCUGCGGCUGCGCUCCCGGGACACCCACCUGGCCGACAUCCUGGUGCAGGUGAAUGCACGUAUCAAGGAGAGAGAGGGCUUCGCGCCGGGCACUCCCCACCACCGCUGUAAAGAGAUGUCAGAGUUCACCAGCUCUCUAUGCAAUGACCUCUUCCUGUUCCCCAAGUACCAGCACCGGUUUUGACUUCUGAUCUCACACAGACAUACAGACACAUGCACAUGCACAAAAACACACACACACACACACACACACAAACCAGAACAUGCAUACAUAAACACAAGAGCGUAUGCAUUCACAUGCACACAUACAAAAACACACAAACACACACACAGAUCUUUCCUUUUUUUCAGCACUCAGUCGCACACUGGUGUAUUCCAUCUCACUCUUUGCCACACUCUAUACUUCCACACGUCAUUAUUACAUUCCGCUGUAAAAGCACUUUUUAAGCCCAUUCAUUCAGAGGAUCAGUUCAUUUCAUUCACGUUCAGGAUUGUUUUGUUAAUUUGCUGUUCAAACAUCGGUGCCCUGUCCACCGACACACAAACACACCCAAAUCCUGGAGGGGAAAAGGAGGAAGCUUAUGUUAAUCUACAUGUACUUGGACAUGUUGUGGGGAUGCAUGUGUUUGCAUCCAAUUAGAGGCUGAGCGUAUUCAUGUGUGUUGCUUUCUAUGCCAGUUAUGGGUUUA